GCCGCUGGUCCUUAACGUUACAAUUAGAGCUAGCCUCAGCUAACAUUCAGCCAGUGUAAACAUCAAUAAGAAUUGGACAAGGCUUUGAAUACACUACAUAACCAUGGGGAAAAAACAUAAGAAACAUAAACCGGAGUGGAGAAAAGUCGAUGCAGACUACGAGGACAAGGCUCUUGAGAAACCCCUCAAACUUGUGCUCAAAGUUGGAGGAAGUGAAGUCACAGAGCUCUCUGGCUCAGGCCAUGAUUCCAGCUACUAUGACGACAGGUCAGACCAUGAGCGGGAACGACACAAAGAGAAAAAGAAAAAAAAGAAAAAGAAGUCAGAGAAGGACAAAGACAAGUAUGUGGACGAUGAGGAGAGACGGAGGAGAAAGGAGGAAAAAAGGAAGAAAAGAGAGCGUGAGCAAAACGAAUCAGAAGCUGCAGCAGUGGCAGCAUCAUCAUCAGCAACAUCCGCAGCAGCACCUGUGACAUCAGUCAGUGCGGUUGUACCUGUUGAACCAUUCACACUGCCAAAGACAAUAAGUAUCAGUUUAGAGCCUGAAGAAAAGAAAAAAAAGAAAGAAAAGUUUGAAAUAGAACCUGAUUUGGAGGAUUUUCACCCGAAUGUGAAGAUGGAUAUAGACAUGCAGGGAGACAGACCGGUCAGAGCAUGCAGGACACAUCAAGAAAGUGAGUCGACUCCUCGUCAACAACUGUUGGAGCACUUUUUACGUCAACUGCAGAGGAAAGACCCGCAUGGAUUCUUCUCAUUUCCAGUAACUGAUGCCAUUGCUCCUGGUUACUCAGUGAUCAUUAAACAUCCAAUGGAUUUUAGCACAAUGAAAGAUAAGAUUCGAAACAAUGAUUACAACACAGUAACAGAAUUCAAGGCAGACUUUAAACUAAUGUGCGACAACGCAAUGGUGUACAACCGACCAGAAACUGUCUACUAUAAAGCUGCCAAAAAACUGCUCCACACUGGAUUUAAGAUGAUGAGCAAGGACCGACUGUUAGCUUUAAAGCGCAGCAUGUCUUUCAUGCAAGACAUGGACUUCACCCAGCAGGCUGCCAUCCUGGGUGAUGAGGAUCUCACCGCUGAUCUGACUCCCCCUGAGAUCGUCCCGAUGCCAGUGGAGUCAGCCAAAAAGUCCAAGAAACAACCUGCCAAAGACAUGAAGGAGGUCAUCAGUUACCUGUACGAACCAGAAGGAAGUGCUUGCAGUUUAACAGACAGCACAGCAGAGGAGCAUGUUCUGGCUCUGGUCGAACACUCUGCAGAUGAAGCUCGGGAUCGAAUCAACCGAUACAUGCCAAACUCAAAGAUCGGCUAUUUGCGCAAAGACUCUGAUAGUUCCCUUGUUUAUACAGUUGUAAAUCAGAUUGAUCCAGAUGUUGAAGAAGAGGAAACACAUAAAGUGGACCUGAGUUCUCUGUCAAAUAAACUCCUUCCUGGAUUAACAACCUUGGGUUUUAAGGACGACAGAAGACACAAAGUGACGUUUCUCAGCAGUGCGUACAACACUCAGAGCCUCCAGAAGAACUCCAUAUUCCCAGACCUGCUGCCUGAUGAGGUGGACAUGCUGUACUCGGCCUACGGAGACGACACAGGGGCACAGUUCGCAUUGAGUUUACAAGAGUUCGUCAAAGGUUGUGGAAAUGUCACAAAACGUUGGGUCGAUGGUCUGCUGGACAAAAUGACUGGAGGCGAUCACAUCAAAGCAGUCAAUCAGAUCAGACAGAAAAGAAACAUGAUGCUGAAGCCUGAUGAGACCAAGUCUAACAUUUGUGAUAUUCAGAUGUCAGACAGCAGUGGUCUCGGAGAGAACAGUUCUGUCCUGGACUUCAUGUCGAUGAAGAACUAUCCCGACAUGUCUCUGGAAAUUUCCAUGCUUAACUCGUUAGGUAAACCAGUGAAAAAAGAGCCGGGGAACGAUGAGAGCCACCAGCACUUUGAUGAUGCAGACAAACUCCUGCAGGAAUUCCAGGAGGCUCAGGUUGACAGAGUCGGUUCCAGACCCUCAUCCAACAUGUCCUCGCUCUCGAAUGCCUCAGAGAGGGACCAGCACCAUUUAGGGAGUUCACCACACCUGGGUGUCGGAGACCAGUCGGAAAUGGUUCAUGAUCCGUACGAGUUCCUGCAAUCUCCGGAGCCAGAGAGCUCCACCAACAGCUGACCAAACACACUCCUGAUUUGUGACGACGGUGUAAACGACGUCAAUGUUCAAACGCUGCGGUUUCAACAUGAUUGUACAGACUGUUUGUAGUUUAAUUGUAGGUUGGGUUUUUUUUUGCACAAGUGCGACAUGUGAACAAUAAAUGAUUGCACUUA
Messenger RNA from Cynoglossus semilaevis (tongue sole), 2313 nucleotides. It is a transcript of the gene brd9, whose product is annotated as bromodomain containing 9. Gene Ontology annotation, biological process: regulation of transcription by RNA polymerase II. Gene Ontology annotation, cellular component: nucleus. Lineage: Eukaryota; Metazoa; Chordata; Actinopteri; Pleuronectiformes; Cynoglossidae. The record is from RefSeq and is a predicted model, not a curated record. The transcript has 17 exons. The coding region runs from base 104 to 2158 and encodes 684 amino acids.